This is a messenger RNA of Geodia barretti, 528 nucleotides long. The record is from the annotation of a GenBank genome assembly. NCBI's taxonomy places the organism in Eukaryota, Metazoa, Porifera, Demospongiae, Tetractinellida, Geodiidae.
UGUCAUCGUGGACGAGGGGACACGGUCCAACUGGGUCUGGAGAGGAGUCUGGGGAACCUGGGGGUGGUGGAGGUGACUUGGAGAUCUCUGGACCUGGAAACGUGUCACUGGAGUUUGUUCCUUCAUCAGGGACCGCAACCUUCCAAGAGGGUUCUAACUCAACGGAUAGUGUUCAGUGUAGCAGCAGACGGGACACCAGAACUGGCCGAGGAAUACUCCCUGAGUCUGACUGGAGUUCAGACUCUCACUGAGGACAUUUCUGUGACGGGCAGAGCAGUGCUGGACACCAGUGCCACCAUGGCCACCGUAACUCUGAGGGCCAGUGACAACCCUCACGGAGUGGUGGAGUUUCAGGAGAUGUUUGUGGAGACAGAGGAGAGCGGUCGUCUCUUCCUAACUAUAGUCAGAGAGUUUGGAGCUAUAGGUGCUCUUGAUGUGGCGUAUGAAGCUGUGAUGGGCAACAUCGGAACACUGGCAGGCAACUCCACUCUGGCCACUCCAGGGCUUGAUUUCAACAACUCCAACAGG